Messenger RNA from Ciona intestinalis (vase tunicate), 2669 nucleotides. Lineage: Eukaryota; Metazoa; Chordata; Ascidiacea; Phlebobranchia; Cionidae. The record is from RefSeq and is a predicted model, not a curated record.
UGGUUAGCGUUUUAAGCAUCAUUGUGAAUUUGUGUUAUUUUUGUUGAUAGCUAUAUUUACCAGGAUUUUUGAAGCUUAGUGGUUAUAUUUGUUGGUAGAAUGUAUCGAGGUGUUAAGACUGAAGGUCAUUUUAAACCUUUAUCUUCGUGUUCACCAUGUUGUCAGUUAAGUUUAGAUGUUACAUGCAGGAACCUCAUAGAUGCUGAUGUGUUCUCGAAAUCAGAUCCAAUGGUGGUAAUGUACACACAAGGACUUGGCUCUAAAGAAUGGAGAGAGUUUGGUAGAACUGAAACCAUCUGGAACAACCUGAAUCCUGAUUUUGUUAAAAAGUUUAUCAUUGAUUAUUUCUUUGAGGAGAGGCAAGCAAUGAGAUUUGACGUGUACGAUGUGGAUUCAAAAAGCCCGGACUUAUCAAAACAUGAUUUUCUUGGCCAAGUAUUUUGUUCUCUUGGAGAAGUAGUUGGAAGUCCAGGAAGCAAAUAUGAAGCUCCUUUAAGAGGAACUUCAUCAAGAAACACAGGGAGGAUAGUGAUUAUGGCGGAAGAGCUGGAUUCUUCCAAAGACAUCAUAAGGAUGAAGUUUAAUGGAAGAAAACUCGAUAAAAAAGAUCUUUUCGGGAAAUCUGACCCUUUCAUGGUGUUUUGUCGAUGCAAUGAAAAUAACAGUUUCACAGUCUGCCAUAAAACGGAGGUAAAGAAGAACACCCUCAACCCAGAGUGGCAACUCAUAGAGAUACCUGUUCGUACUUUGUGCAAUGGUGAUCAUGAGCGAACGAUCAAAGUAGAAGUAUAUGAUUGGGACAGGGACGGCGGGCAUGACUUAAUAGGAAUUUUCACAACGUCGGUGAGCCGCCUGAGACGCGGAGCUGGUCCGGAUAAUAUUUACGAGUGCAUCAACCCGAAGAAAAAGGCGAAAAAGAAAAGUUACAAACACUCUGGUCUCGUCAACUUGCUUUCUGUCGAAGUUAAGAAACAAUUUACUUUCCUUGAUUAUCUUAGAGGGGGAACUGAUAUCAACUUAGUGAUAGCUAUCGACUUUACUGCGUCAAACGGGAAUCCUAAUCAACCGUCAUCGCUCCACUAUAUUCACCCUCACCAACCUAACCAAUAUGCACUUGCUAUCCAGGCGGUUGGCGAAAUAGUGCAAGACUACGACUCGGAUAAACUAUUCCCAACGUUCGGAUUCGGCGCUCGACUGCCACCUGAUGGAAGGGUUUCUCACGAGUUCGCGUUGAACUUUAAUCCAGCGAAUCCCAACUGCUUUGGAAUCCAAGGCGUAAUGGAAGCUUAUCAAUCCAGUAUAAGAUCUGUGCAGUUAUAUGGACCAACUAAUUUCUCCCCUAUUAUAAACCAAGUUUCCAGGAUAGCGGCAGGAGACACCAGUGGUUCACAAUAUUAUAUUCUGCUUAUGAUAACGGACGGUGUGAUAUCAGAUAUGGAAGCCACCAAGGAAGCGAUCGUCAACGCUGCAAGGCUCCCAAUGUCCAUUAUUAUAGUGGGCGUUGGACCUGCAGAGUUUGAUGCAAUGGAAGAACUUGACGGGGACACAGUUCGUCUUUCUUAUCGAGGUAUUGAAGCAGAGAGAGAUAUUGUACAAUUUGUUCCAUUCCGUGAUUAUGUUGCGCAAGGAAAGAGUCAAAUACUCAGCCAAGCCCGCCUUUCCAAAGAUGUACUUGCUGAGAUACCCGAUCAGUUAGUGGGUUAUAUGAAAUCACGUAACAUACAACCAGGUCCUCCACCACCAACGUACACGCAACAGCCAGGCCCAAGCGCACCCAGAUAGGCCUAGAUGAUGAACUGCUAAACUUGUGCGCCUGAUUUUGAACAGCAAUCAAUGCCAUAUAUCCUCUAGUAGCAGUAGCUCUUCAAGGGUAAACGAGUAAUCCGAGUGAGCCUUUUUCUUUUUUUCCAGUUCAGUGUUUAAUUUCUAUGAUCACUACCCUUUAAUUCUUUGUGCACUAAUCGUGUAUAUAUUCGUAUGAAGUUUUGCAGUGCCAUGCAACAUGUGAUAUGUAAAACCAGGUUUAAUAUCGAUCUGCCGAUUUUUUUGAGUUUGUUUUACCUGUAAAAUUGAAUUCGUUGGAUCAGAGUUGUUUUUUUUUUUAUUGAACUUAUAAUUACGUUUUUACGUUAGUACAUGAGAAAUAUUUGGGUGGGAGAAGACGGAAUGCCUUUUUAUUCUAUUAUUCUCGUCCCAUUUCGUAGUAGACAGAGAGAACAUUCAAAGAACUAUAAAACGGUGUCCCAUCUUACCCCACCCCACUAUAUAUCACUCUUCCAAACGGAGAAUAAGCACAAUCAAACUGCGCAGUUUUGUUGCAUCAAUUUUCAAUUUAAAGCCUUUUUACCAUUAAUAUGUAGUCACAUACAUUGUAUAGCAUAUAAGUUUCAAUACCAAUAUCGUUUUAAGUAGUUAUAUAUAUUGCACUAAUUGUGUUUUAGUUGUAAAUUAUUUUCCAAAAAUUUUUUUAUGAAGGUUUUUCAUUCCUUUUGUUUUUUACCUAAUCUCUGCAGUUGUAUAUGCAACAUUGUGCGUGGAUUAUUGCGGGCAUCGCUUUGUUUGGUACAUGGUGUAUCGUCCUUUGAUAUGAGUCUUCCAAAUCGAAAGCAAUCUUUUACUGUGUGUUUUACUUCAUAUUUAACCAAAAAAUAAAAGCCCUUUCUGCAGGU